Glycine soja is the source of this 771-nucleotide messenger RNA. RefSeq names its product protein transport protein Sec61 subunit beta-like. Gene Ontology annotation, biological process: intracellular protein transport. The coding region runs from base 152 to 469 and encodes 105 amino acids. The transcript has a single exon. Gene Ontology annotation, cellular component: Sec61 translocon complex. The record is from RefSeq and is a predicted model, not a curated record. Lineage: Eukaryota; Viridiplantae; Streptophyta; Magnoliopsida; Fabales; Fabaceae.
AUAUUUUAAUUUUUUAACCCCGGAUAAAUACCAAUCUUGAUGUAUUCAUUCUAAUUUUUUGUAACCCUUGUUCUUUCUUUCCUACCCCAAAUUUGUUUUUCGCCUUGUAUCUCUCAAUUCCUCUGUUUCCUUCUUCCUUCAUCUUUGCGUCAUGGCCAGAGGUUCCUCUCAGUCUCAGUCCUCCACUUCAACAGCCACGCGACCAGGACCAGCAGGCAUGGCUCCCCGCGGUUCCGCCGCCGCCACCGCUGGCAUGCGCCGCCGCCGUCUCGGCGGAGGAAACAGCUCCGCCAGCACCGGCGUCGGAGGCGGCAGCAGCAACAUGCUGAGGUUCUACACGGACGAUGCUCCGGGGCUGAAGAUUUCGCCGACGGUGGUGCUGGUGAUGAGCCUCUGCUUCAUCGGCUUCGUCACCGCGCUCCACGUGUUCGGCAAACUCUACCGCUCCAAAUCUGGCGGCACCGUUUGAUCUUACGAUCCUCUUUUGGAUUUGUAGUUCUGAUCCGCAUCCGAUCGCUUUGGUUUCGGUUUUUAAUUCCGUAAUUUUGUUAACACUUGCUAUUUUGUUGUAGCUGUGGAAUCAAAUCGUUGACUGUCUACUUACCGUGGUUAAUUUUGGCUUUGGCCAUAAACAUCGAUCUGUGUCGUUUAUUUAAUCGUGUAUGUAUAUUAAUGAGCUAGGUUUGCUGUUGUUCCUUUUUCUCAAAGGAAUUUGAUGGUUUCUUUUGCACAAGUUAUUAAUUUGAUCAAAGUUUUUUUCGAUGUUAUCAA